AUGGCUGAAAAGGUAAGUGAAGCAGGUGACUCAGCUGUGAAGCCGACUGCUUUGCUUGUUAUGGGAAUGGCAGGGUCGGGGAAAACGACUUUUGUUCAACGAUUGACGGCGGAGUUGCAAAUGGCUAAUAUUGAACGACCCCCUUAUGUUCUGAACCUUGAUCCAGCUGUAGCAGAUCUUCAAUAUCCAGCAAAUAUUGAUAUCCGAGAUACAGUCAACUACAAGGAAGUAAUGACGCAAUACGGACUUGGGCCAAAUGGAGCGAUUAUGACUUCGCUGAACCUCUUUUCAACAAAAUUUGAUCAAGUCUUGAGCUUGAUCGAGAAAAGAUCACCCGAUCAUGACCAUGUCAUCUUUGAUACUCCAGGACAGAUUGAAGUUUUCACCUGGUCAGCUUCCGGAUCAAUCAUCACUGAAACGUUGGCUUCGACCAUUCCUACUGUAAUUUUAUACGUGAUGGAUGUCGCCAAAUGCACAUCGCCAGUAACGUUUAUGAGCAACAUGAUGUACGCCUGUUCCAUCCUUUACAAAACGGAACUCCCUUUCGUCAUCGUGCUCAACAAAUCAGAUAUCGUUAAUCAUGCUUUUGCCAUCGAAUGGAUGCGAGACUACGAGACCUUUAUCGACGCUGUCAACCAGGAAGAAAGCUACAUCUCCAAUCUUUCCAGAUCUUUGAGCCUCGUUCUUGAUGACUUUUACUGCGAUCUUCGGGCAGUAGGAUUUUCAUCUGUGACGGGAAUGGGAAUGACGGACCUGAUGGAAAAGAUUACUGACGCGAGAAAGGAAUAUUUUGAAGAGUUUCUUCCAGAAUUAGAACGAAAACGAGAGAAGGCAAGGCAGCGUGAAGAACAGCGAAAAGCAGAGGACCUCCAGCGUUUGAAAGAUGACUUGGUACGAAACUCCAUCGGCCUCGCGCUACAGCUCAACUCGAAGCUCAAAAGCAGCGUCAAGGAAAUCAAGCCCUCCGCGAGGGAUGAUCCCGCCAAGCGAGCUUUUGGAGUACAGAGAUCAGAAUGA
This is a messenger RNA of Oikopleura dioica, 1017 nucleotides long. The record is from the annotation of a GenBank genome assembly. NCBI's taxonomy places the organism in Eukaryota, Metazoa, Chordata, Appendicularia, Copelata, Oikopleuridae.